AUGACGAAAGCACUUAACAAGCUUGAUAUGUCGUUAGAGCAGAUAAUCCAACUGGAGUCGAAGAAAUUCAAAAUAGGCAAAAAGUCGAAAGAAGGUCCGAAACGAUUUGGAAGGGUUUUAUCAGGCAGAAUUCGCAAACGUCUGUCGUUUCAGAACGGAAAGCAGCGGGCGAACGCCGCCAAUCGCAUACUGAAGAAUUCCUUGGCGCGGGCUCGUCGAACUCCUGCGACAGUGACCAACAACGAAAUUCGUCUGCGCCAACAAGUGCAGCGUUGGCGCAACACUGCGAACCGUCUUAAAACCAUUCUCAAGAACUGCAUGUUCAGCGCCGGCAUUUCUCAGCCUCAGCCUGUACCGUCGCCGUUGCGACAGCGGAAGCACGUUAAUCCACAGAAGGUGGUAAAAUACGAACCGCUCGACGACAAUUUCGUCCCGUCACCUCAACUGUCUCUGGGUAUCGCCAGUCGUUUGGGAUGGAAGAAGAAGGGUUGGCGUAGGGCGACGACGGCAGCUUUCAGCGACGUAAGACAGUUGGGAAACACUUGGCAGAAACGACGUGGACCGUAUAAAAGAUUGUCCAUUGACAAGUAA
Messenger RNA from Soboliphyme baturini, 591 nucleotides. NCBI's taxonomy places the organism in Eukaryota, Metazoa, Nematoda, Enoplea, Dioctophymatida, Soboliphymatidae. The record is from the annotation of a GenBank genome assembly.